This is a messenger RNA of Scleropages formosus (Asian bonytongue), 3348 nucleotides long. RefSeq names its product 1-phosphatidylinositol 4,5-bisphosphate phosphodiesterase delta-1-like. The transcript has 15 exons. Gene Ontology annotation, molecular function: phosphatidylinositol-4,5-bisphosphate phospholipase C activity; calcium ion binding. Gene Ontology annotation, cellular component: plasma membrane. The coding region runs from base 167 to 2500 and encodes 777 amino acids. The record is from RefSeq and is a predicted model, not a curated record. Gene Ontology annotation, biological process: lipid metabolic process; intracellular signal transduction. NCBI's taxonomy places the organism in Eukaryota, Metazoa, Chordata, Actinopteri, Osteoglossiformes, Osteoglossidae.
CGCGGCGCGAGGACACGCCUCCGCUCGAGCAGAGCGCGGCAGGAAUGGAGCACGUCGCGCGCCCUCUGAGUCCGCCCGCGAGCCGCUUCCUCUCAAGAAAACUUCCAAGCCGAGCUGGGCUGCGUGUAUCUGUGUGAGUGAAUGUGGCGGGGGAAAGAGCUCCAGCAUGAUGCAGUGUUUACGGAGAGAGCCGAAGAGGAGCCGCUCCGACGAGCUGGUGUACGAGGCGCACCGCAAGGCGGCGGCGAGCGAGAACGGGAGGCUGAUCGGCUUGGAAGGGGAUGCUGACCUCCAGUUUCUGCUUGCGGGGGGGGAGCUCCUGAAGGUGCGCUCCAACUCCUGGAAGAAGAAUCGCACCUUCAAGCUGCAGGAGGACUGCAGAACCAUAUGGCAGGAGUCCCGUAAAGCCAUGAGGUCCAGCCAAACAUUCUCCAUCGAUGAUAUCGAGGCGGUGCGGCUGGGCCGGCAGUCCGAAGGCCUUCAGAAGUAUACGGAGGAAGCCCUGGAAGACCGCUGCUUCUCCAUUAUCUUCAAGGGCCGCCGCAAGAACCUGGAUCUCAUUGCCAGCUCGAAGGAGGACGCCUGCAAGUGGGUCACCAGCCUGGAGAAGGUCAUCACCAACCUACGCAAUCUGAGCAGCAAGCAGAAGACGGAGCACUGGAUCUACAACUGCAUGCGCAAUGCUGACAAAAACAGCGACAACAAAAUGAGCCUGAAGGAACUCAAGCACUUCCUGCACCAGAUCAACAUAGAAGUUGAUGACGAAUAUGCUCAGAUGCUCUUUGCGAAAUGUGACAAGUCCAAGUCAGGACAAUUGGAAGGUUCUGAAAUCGAAUAUUUCUACAAACUUCUGACCGCGCGGGAGGAAAUCGAUGUCAUCUAUGACAAGUAUGCCCAGACAAACAGACAGAUGAGUGCCAAGGACCUUCUCAGCUUCCUGCAGAAUGAGCAACAAGAAGGUGUUUCCUUGGAUGAUGCCCUGAAGCUCAUAGAGAAGUAUGAGGUGGACAAUGCAGCCAAGGAGAAGCAGCAAAUGACUAAGGAUGGAUUCCUGAUGUACCUACACCAGCCGGAGGGCAUGAUCUUAAAUCCUGCCCACAAAGAUGUUUACCAGGACAUGACCCAGCCCCUUAGCCAUUACUUCAUCUCUUCCUCUCACAACACCUACCUGAUGGAGGAUCAGCUGAAGGGCCCUAGCAGCACAGAGGCCUACAUAAGGGCUUUAAUGAAGAGCUGCCGCUGCGUGGAGCUCGACUGCUGGGACGGGUCAGAUGGCGAGCCGAUCAUCUACCAUGGCUACACGCUCACCUCCAAGAUUCUGUUCAAAGAUGUCAUCAAAGCUAUUAAGGAGUAUGCCUUUAAGACCUCGGAGUACCCGGUGAUCCUCUCCCUGGAGAACCACUGCAGCCUGGAGCAACAGAAGCUCAUGGCCAAACACAUGACUUCCAUCUUGGGUGAUGCUCUGCUUGCCAAGCCCCUAGGAGAUGAGAUGCCCACAACUUUCCCUUCACCUGAGGAGCUGAAAGGCCGGUUCCUGAUAAAGGGGAAGCGUCUGAACAAGCUGGAGGAGGCCUUCAGCCCCAGCAGCACGACGGAUGAGAACGAGAGCAUAUCAGAGGAUGACGAGGCCGCCGACAUGGUGGAGGACGCGGAGAAGAAGCCGAAGAAGUCAAAGAAGAUGAAACUGGCAAAGGAGCUUUCUGACCUUGUCAUCUACUGCAAGAGCGUCCACUUCCAAGGAUUCGAGCAUGCGAGAGAGAGCCAGGAGUUUUACGAGAUGUCCUCCUUCAAGGAGGGCAAGGCGGAGAAACUGGCGGAGGAGUCAGCAAAUGAGUUCGUUUGUCACAACGUGGACAAGCUGAGCCGGAUCUACCCAGCAGGGUCCAGAGCGGACUCGUCCAACUAUAAUCCCGUUCCCCUGUGGACUGCUGGCUGUCAAAUAGUGGCCUUGAACUUCCAGACACCCUCUGAUGAGAUGGACCUGAACCAGGGCUGGUUCUUGCCCAACGGUAUGAGCGGCUACCUCAUGAAGCCGGAGUUCCUGCGGGACCGCGCGUCUGAAUUCAACCCGGUCAACCUGACAAAGGGGAAGUGGCUGCAGCACAAGACUCUCCACGUCAUGGUCAUUUCAGCCCAGCAACUGCCCAAAAUUAACAAGAAAAAGGAGUCCUCCAUAGUAGACCCUCUGGUGAGGGUGGAGAUCCACGGCGUACCCGCUGAUGCGGCCAGCAGAGAGACAGACUACAUUGAGGACAACGGGUUCAAUCCGAUGUGGAACGAAAACUUCCAGUUUGACGUCUGCGUGCCCGAACUGGCGCUGGUGCGUUUUGUGGUGGAGGACUACGAUUCCACUUCUCAGAACGACCUCAUUGGACAGUACACACUGCCCUUCACCAGUUUACAGAACGGAUACCGACACGUCCCCCUGCUCACAAAGAACGGCGACAUCAUCCCCUCAGCGGCACUCUUUGUUCACAUCAUGGCGGUAGAGGCUGAGUAGAGCAACAUCCCCCCCCCCCCGUGGCCUGCAGCAACGAAGGCCAAAGGGUGUGGACGUUGCACUCCCUCAAGAGCCAAAGUCUUAAAACGAAAAUCCCGCCAUCAGUCACAUAACAGGACAUUUUGGAUUCUCUGCUUUUCCAAAUCAAAGAGCAGUGCAGUGAUUUAAUUCAUGCUAGAAUCUGAUAUUUUUAAUUUUUUUUUUUUUUUUUUUUAUAUAAAUAAAAAGCAAGACAGUGAGCAUGAGUGGUCACUUUGGUCAGAGCCACUCCAGAACAACUGACACAUUGGACUGGGGGGGAUUAUUAAACACUCCAGUGUCUUAAUGGAUGAAAAUGAAGAUCUGUGACAUCACUUCACCAUCACUGAACCUUUUGGUUUCUGUGUUAAUUUCUGAGCUUUAUUAUGAGGCAAGAUAGAUGUGAGCGCUGGGGCCAGUGCGCGUCCUGUGCGCAUUGUACCGUUACCACGUAUGACUGUGUCCCGCUCUACGAUCAGUAUGUUGAGGAAAGGCUGUUCUCAUGCAUGUUCUUGAAAAACUGAGUGCAUAAUUUGAACGUUGUCGCUUUGCUGUCGUAGGUGUCUACUGAUCGCAUGGUGUAAAGAGCGCCUCAUUUUAAAAUAAAUGUACUCUCGAGCCAUGUCCAUGUCGCUACACACACUUUAUCAUUAGCUCAGUGACCUCGCUGCCAAAGAACAGGUGUGUGUGUGUGUGUGUCAGAAUGAAACGCUGCCAAUCUCUGGGACUUGCCUUUCUCUUUUGCUGUAACUUUUUUUUUUUUUUCCUUAAAUUUCAGAAACCGUGGUAAAAGGUUCAAUAAAGAUUGCAAAAAUCCCAUUUCCACAGUG